GAAUUAUUUUAUACCUUCGUAGUUUUUAUGAUUUGACCAAGAAGAUAUGGACAAAAUUACACAGUAUUUUACUUCCUGUGGUGCAGAGUUUCUUUUGAAUCGAAUUACUCAUUGUCAGGAAAGUAGUGCCACGUCGGAGCUCGCGGCUCAAUGCUUGAAAUGUGAAUGCAGCGAAAUCGCCAAAUCCAUCGCCAUUUUUGUUAAAAGCCCUGCGAGAGGAAAGGAAAAGCGGAAAAAUACUCAAAACCCCCCUGUCGCGGCCGAGGGUCCUGCAGAGUCGUUGGCUAAUUCUGUCUCACCUCUUUUUCCUGAUAAUCUCUUUCCGAUCAUCAUCGUGACAUCUGGGGAUUCAAAGAUCUUGAAAUCUAAGUUUAAAUCUCGUUUUCACUCCCAGCUGAAUCUGAUUUCCGACAGUAUUGUGGAAAAUGUCAUUGGAUACCCUGUAGGCGGCGUGUGCCCCUUUGGCAUCAACAGCAAUGUAAAGGUGUAUUUAGAUGUAUCCAUGAAGCGGUUCAAAACAAUUCAUGCGGCGUGCGGUACUUCUAACACAAUUAUCACAUUGACCUUGGAUGAACUGGAGGAACAUGCGCAGAAUUUUGUAGAGUGGGUAGACGUCUGCGAUGGAUGGCUGGGGAGUCAGGGUUAGAAGCAACUAGGAAGGCUAGCUUAUGAUGAGUAUUAAGUGCAGAAAAUUUAUGGAGAAGUAUAUUUACUUUUUUUUAUCCCUUUUUUUAAAAAAUUAGAGAGUGUUUUCUUUAGUUUAUAUUAACAUUUUAAUAGUGAUCACGCAGCGUACGUUAUUGUCAUACUUCAUGACUAUUUCUUUAUUGUGUUGUAUAUCAUUAAAGAAAGGGAUUUCCCCCCGAAAAUCCAAAUUUCUUCAUUUCAUAAAUAUAAAAUUUGUGUUUUAUAUGAUGAAUCUGUCUAUCCAUUUUUUUUUUGAUGAUGUACGCAAAAUAAUGGUAUUUCUGUCAAGAUGGAACUAUUUGAAUGGUUCCAUGAGUCUAAAUGUGUUUCCCUUUGUAUUCUAUAUUCACUAUCUUAGCGACCUACAUUGCAUAUGAAUAUCUGUUUCUUUUCAUCUUUAAAAGACCUAUUUCAGUUUUAAAUGAUUUGUUAAA
Phytomonas sp. Hart1 is the source of this 1121-nucleotide messenger RNA. NCBI's taxonomy places the organism in Eukaryota, Euglenozoa, Kinetoplastea, Trypanosomatida, Trypanosomatidae. The record is from the annotation of a GenBank genome assembly.